Ziziphus jujuba (common jujube) is the source of this 375-nucleotide messenger RNA. Its product is annotated as leucine-rich repeat protein 1-like. The record is from RefSeq and is a predicted model, not a curated record. NCBI's taxonomy places the organism in Eukaryota, Viridiplantae, Streptophyta, Magnoliopsida, Rosales, Rhamnaceae. Gene Ontology annotation, molecular function: protein binding. The transcript is spliced from 2 exons. The coding region runs from base 1 to 375 and encodes 124 amino acids.
AUGACAAGGUUGCGUUUCCUUGUUGUGGCUGAAAACUAUUUAGAUGGCUCUAUACCACCUGAAAUAGGUAUGUUGGAGUCUCUUGAGGUGUUUUAUGCCUAUAACAACAAUAUUUCAGGUUCAAUUCCCGUGUCCGUUGGAAACCUGAGUAGGUUAAUAACCUUGGCUCUUCCUGGUAACAACAUAAAUGGAUCCACUUGUGAAAUGGCAAGUGGAUUAGAUAAUGAGACUUUUGAUGCGAGGUCAACUGGGUUUACUGCACAUAUGCCAACUCCAACACCUGGAGUCCAAAUGCCUCCUCUUGCACCGGUUACUAUACCCAGGAAUCAAGCUGAGCAACCAAAGAAAUUUAAUGGAGCAAACUUUAAGAGAUAG